This is a messenger RNA of Nymphaea colorata (pocket water lily), 1377 nucleotides long. Its product is annotated as glucan endo-1,3-beta-glucosidase-like. Gene Ontology annotation, cellular component: plasma membrane. Gene Ontology annotation, biological process: carbohydrate metabolic process. The coding region runs from base 27 to 1097 and encodes 356 amino acids. The record is from RefSeq and is a predicted model, not a curated record. Lineage: Eukaryota; Viridiplantae; Streptophyta; Magnoliopsida; Nymphaeales; Nymphaeaceae. The transcript is spliced from 2 exons. Gene Ontology annotation, molecular function: hydrolase activity, hydrolyzing O-glycosyl compounds.
GUCCAAGACUCUCGACCUAUAUCGCAAUGGCUGCUUUUUUGGGGGAUGUUUAUUUGACAAUGUUGAUGACCUUAGUUCUGAUCAGCCUGCUCAGUGGAGCACCUAAUAGGGCAGAAGCUCAGGCAGCUGGAAUCUGUUAUGGUUUGAACGGCAACAAUCUGCCACCACCAUCGGCGGUUGUCGGGCUCCUUCGAUGGAAGAACAUCAGGAAGGUGAGGCUGUUUGAGCCGAACCGGGACGUCCUUCAGGCACUAGGAAACUCCGGCAUCGAGGUCAAUCUCGCCGUCCCAAACUCCCAACUCCAGAACAUAGCCAACAACCCAUCGGCUGCCGGCUCGUGGGUCGCGACAAACAUCCAAGCCUACCCGGCUGUCACAUUUGGGUCCAUCACUGUUGGCAACGAGCUCAUCCCAGGACCCCAAGCGCAGUUGGUACUUCCGGCCAUGCAAAACAUAUACAAUUCCAUUCAAGGGGCCGGACUCGGAGGUCGGAUCAAGGUAUCCACAGUAGUCAGCACGGCGGUGACCACCGGCUUCCCUCCCUCUGCCGGCGUCUUCACUCCACAAGCUAUGCCCUUCAUGGUGCCCAUCGCCCAAUUUCUAGCCCGAACUGGCGCGCCGCUCAUGAUCACCGUCUACCCUUACUUCGCCUAUGUUCAGAACGACGUCGUUUCCUUGGACUACGCCCUCUUCAGAGCCAAUUAUGACGUGGUUAGUGACGGCGCCUUGAGGUACCGAAACCUCUUCGAUGCAAUGGUGGACACAGUUUACUCGGCGAUUGAAAAGGUUGAUGGCCUUGGCAGGAGAGCUCACAUUCCCAUCAUUAUCACGGAGAGUGGCUGGCCAUCUAGAGGGCGCAGCGGCGGCGGUUGGAGGAAUGCCAAAACUUAUGAUGCUACAGUGUCCGACGCAUGGACGUACAACCAGAAUCUGGUGAACCAUGCGGCUCGAGGGACGCCUAAGAGGCCCGGGACGCCUUUGGUUACUUACGUCUUUGGCCUCUUCAACGAGAACUUGAAGCCAGGAGCUGAGAUAGAGCGCAACUUCGGGAUCUUCUACCCCAACAUGCAACCAGUGUAUGACAUCAACUUCCCAUAAGAAUCAAUUACUACGGUUAAUGAGCUCAAGUUCAGUUUACGUAACUCCUAAUAAAAAUGAGGCAACUCCUAAUAAAAAUGAGGCAAGCCGAGCGACCUGUUUGAGUUUGUCUUCCCUUUGAACUUGUAAGCUCCGUUUGAAUUUGAAAUCUGUGUAUUGUACUCUACUUAUAUUCCUACACAACACAGGACUUUAGAGGCAGAGGGAAUCGACAAGGCUAUGAUGGGUUGUUAAUCUCUUGCUUAUCUAGAAAUGGGUAUGUCCGGGUUGUUUAUUAUCA